GGAUAAUUAAAUCAUUAUCAAAGUACACUGCCAAGAACUGACAGCAUUUUCGAAGACGCUAAAUCCAGUGCGCCGCAAGACAUUUUUUAGCUCUCCAGCCUUGCAGAAUCCCACGGGUCGGCCGCAACCUGGGCGAUGGCACAGUAUUGGCUACAGCGUUCGCAAAUAGUUCGCCCUUAGCUUGAGGCAUCUGCCUGCCCAGCCGGUGCAGGGGUGGAUGGGCACUAAUCCGGCCUAGUUGGACGCAGGUGCGAGGUUGCGCCCGUCAUGGCAAGACGGAUGUUGCAAAUAUUAUGAAACCCCAUCGACCUCGGGAUAUCCUGAGCUUCUGUCUGGGAGAGGUUUAGAUAAAGGGCGACACCCGGGCGAGUGUUAUUCUCGGCACUGGAUAUUUCCAGAUGAAAGAGCCUCGAAAGUGUUUAAAAAGAGCCCGAACAACUUUCCAGAUUUCUGUUUUUCCGAAGAUGCAUCAUCCUUGAAAAUCCCCUCCAAGGGCUCUGCCAAAUUUAUAUUUAUAUACGUUCAACCAAAUUUCUCACCACAGCCGAAUUCAAAUCCAACAAUACUACCAAAAGCGCCAGUCAAUUACAAUCUCUGGGGCCCCUGCUAUGGACAAACAACCAGACCGCGAUUCUCACAGUAGUCGAUCAAGGAAUCAAGGAAGCAAGAAAAAAACAAGAGGAACAGCGACGAAGAAACGAGCAGCCAAUGUAAAACUCGCUCCCAGGCCGCAGCCGCCCUUCGAUGAAGAGGAAUCGCCAAUCAGAAUCGGGGUCUACUCCACCCAGCAGCAGCAGCAGCCUCAGUCGAACCGUCGUGAAUUGGAACGCCCCAACCUCGACGUCCUCAGAUCCCCAGCACCUUCCAACCCGCCAGAUAUCGCAGGCUGGGGAGGAAAUGCUAAGAAGCGGCCCGCUGCUGCCGUUGAAUGUGAAGACUCUCGAAUCUCAGCGGGUUAUUCAUAUGUCAAUGCCUCUGGUGAAAAUCAACCCGAGGGUGGCUCUCACCUCCAAGCUGGAAACAAUGAACAACAUCUGCCAACACACUAUGUUGUAGAUUUUACAAUAUCCGAUCCGGAUGCUCCAGCGACCCCGGGGGUGAUCUCCGCUCCUGUUCAAAGUGACCGUGCUCCUGACCCAGUAUCAAGCGUCCGUCCAUCGCUAUUUCCUGAAGAAUGGGAGCCAGAUCAAACUAUCUCAGACGAUGUGCAGGAAGUUUUGAGAUUUAAAUCUGCCUCAUAUGGGGUGGAGGAGGACCCCGAACCGCCAGAAACAUCCACCAUGCUUCGACAAUGUCAUGUUAAGAAGCUGUCAUACGAGACAUUGGUGGGGGAAGUUAAAGAUAUAUACAACGCUCUUUUGACAACUGAAAUAAGAUGCCUUGUAGAAUGUGCGAAAAUCGAACACAUUACCAAGUUGAAUGAAACACAGUGGGCCGAUCUGGUUGAAUGUCACAAAACCCUCCUUCAUCACCAUUAUAAUUUACUCAUAUGUACACAACAUCCAAUCAGCGGCAGAGAAAUUUCUGCAAUUCCUGUGACAUGCAAAAUGCCAUCUCGCCUGCUGCACCAGGGCAUCUACAUCUUUCUAGAAAUCAUGAAAGCUCGACGUCCGGACAGUCAUGAUUAUAUGACUCCCUUCAUCUACGAUGCGUACGGCCUAAUAGCGCUGCUUAUAGAAACGGCCCCCAGAUUCAAAAAUGUGUGGCUUGAAUGUCUUGGUGACCUGGCCAGCUAUAUGAUGUGCCUUGAGGAGAGGGAUUCAAUUGAGAACAGGGCCUGGAAAGUAGUUUCAUCGCAAUGGUAUCACAAGGCCCUCGACGAGAACCCGGGGAAAGGAAGUCUUUACCACCGACUUGGUAAUCUUUCAACACCCAACAUGGGUCGGCAAUUGUUCUUUUACUCCAAGUCUCUUGUGGCAACCGAACCAUACACAAUGUCAAAGAACCGUGUUGAGUCUGCCUUUAAGAUGGCUUUGGACUCAAUUCAGAAUCGGGGUGUCACGACCCCAGACUUAUCAUCCUGGUUUGUGGGUUCGCAUGCAAUGCUUAUUCGCAGUGGUUCAAUUCACAGCUUCAUUGUGUAUGUGAAGGAGUAUAUUGUCAUUUUUGCUGCCCAAGUUAAGCAACAGACUUUCAAAUUCCGGGAAGCAGCAAUCUGCAUGGGAGUCCCCAACAUCGCUGCAAUGUUACAAUAUGGUGAGCAGGAUGGCAUUCUUACAAGGAUGUUUAUAGACUCUCAAAAGCUGAGCUCGGAGGUUAGGUUACAGAACGCUAUACAGUACUGGCUCAUGCUUCCUAAAAACCCUACUCAAAACACUCUGGACAAAGACUUUCCUUCUGAUGCUGCAACUUUCUCUACUCCUUUGAAAAAACUUACUUACAGCACAUAUUUAAAUUUUCAUACACUCUCUUUUGUUCUUAAAUAUACCCGAAACGAAAAUAUUAUUCCAUAUGUCCACCUCUCUCUUGCAUUUAUUUGGAGCCUGGCAUUAGUUCCGGAUUCCAUGAUGUAUGUGGAGGGAGAAAUUCCCUGGACAAAGAUCACUAUCUUUCUAAAUAUGUUGAACCGGGCAUUUAUCAGCGAAUCCAGGCUUGAAAAUGUCAACUUCCCAAUCCCGACUGAAACAAAAUUCCGACAAUUACCAGAGGAUUUCUUCUUUCGAAGCCAAAUAUGGUCGCAAACACUAUAUCCAUCUGAUUUCUUCGCGGGUGCUACCAUCGACGACGACAGCCGUGGAAGAGACGUGCCCAGCACCAAAUCGGCCCGCAACGAGCGCUGUCUAUGGUAUGGAUAUCGUCUAGCAUCGUGCGGCCGUUGGAUUCAGUUAUUCGAGGAAAACGGCGUGAAGAAAUUUAGACCUACAGAUUAUGCCAACCAACUCGAAGAGACAGCUAUGCAUCCUAAAGUGUUUAGUCGGCCUCAAAGGGCUGUCGCUACUUCCCUGCCUAGCUCUCUACCUAGCUCCCCGCCUAGCAAAUCUAGGUUGACCCAGCCGCCUAGGAAAGGGAGAGGCCGUUGAUACGCAAAAGGUCAUCGUCGCGCCUUUCCAAGCUUGGUCAGACAUCGCAGAACCCCUAAAUGCACGAUUAAGGGAAGGAAGGUCGUAAGAGAGGGAUUUCAAAGCGGAAUUAAGCCGGAGAAAUUACCCUUUAUCUAGGACGUAUGAGUGAACCCCACUCUGUGUCCCCAGGGUUUAAUGUCAACUACGGAUUUGCAGGUGGCGCUCGGAAAUUCUAGCUGCUGUUGGGGGGGGGGGGGGGCAGGGGGGUCUCCAGCUUCGUACGCCGGGGCAUAUUUCUUAUAUCUGUUUCACACGCAAAGCCGCAUCCUAUACGGACCGUUGCGCUUAAUAUUUACAUUUAGCACAUGUAUGGCCGGCUUCAGCAUCUAAUUAAUAAGGCGGGCGGUUAUUUUCCCAUGAUGUCCGAUGGUCAUGGAGAUUCACACUUUCGGUUCCUGUAUUCGUUUUAAUAUAUGAAUAGUUUCAAACAGGACAUAAGUUAACAAAUACAAUUUGAUAAUUUUAACUUCGUUCAAGGUAAAUUACCUACUGCCAACACUCAAUUUGUGCUACAGUUGGUAACUCAUCCCCGUUGUUCGUUAUCAUUCUCAGCAACACGGACAAAAUAUGCUCUACGAGGUUACAACGCUUUUAGGGAAAGUUCUCUUUUGGCUUCUCAGUUCAGUGCCAAAACUUUUUUCCGUGGUAGAUGUACCAAUUGGGGGAUCAAAUCGGAUGUAAAGGAGAUAUAUCUCGCACAGACAGACACAAAAAGACAAAGUACAUCAUAGAAAAAUUCUUCUCAUUGCCAAAAUCUCCCAUGGAUAUUCCCACAAUCACUCACGGUUUAUGUUAAAUACUUGACCCCCCUGACACGCCAUUCCAAUUGUUUGCCGUAAAAUGCAGCACGAAUAAACUUGAUCACGCGCCCUAAUUCCGGACAGAGAAGUGUGCUGAACACGAAUAGUAACGCCGUCAUCUCAACGCCUCUCCACACCUACAAUCUAUCCCUUAUCCUAUCAUCGAGAGGCAAAGCCACUGCAAGGUCAGGCCUAUUCAUCUAGUCAAUAUGGCAAACCUAUUGGCGCAUGGCGGUGAUCAAAUCCGGUCAAAGAAAAUGUCUUUCUGGCCCAGACGGACGGGUGCGGGAGGGUGCAGGAAGAUUCAUCAGACGUAUCAUUUGCACCACUUGGGCCGGGCUGCAAUCAUUUAUUUCAGUUUAAUACUUUCCUUCUCGAGAAGUUAGUGGUUAACACCGCCCAAAAAGGGGAUACGGUGGACUUUUGCUUUUUGAUCUCGUUUGGCGUCUUAAAGUCGCAUGCGUUAACUACAAAGGGCAGAGUUCAGGCACCUUGAUGUGUCGGUCCUACCCGGCGAGGGCUCUGCGCUAUGAAUGCAGGGAUUACUGGGGUGCCUCUCAUCUGCGUUAGUGGGUCUCAAUCAUUGGCUAGAUUUGUCGUUUGUUAUUCACUUGGUCUGGAGGUUAUGUCGUGCUCUCGGCCCAGCGAGGUUGAAAGACAGGCGGAUGCGUGGUGGGUGGUGAUGCGGAACAAAGGCUGAAGUGAGCAUUGGCAACUCAUUCUGCAUGAGGCUUUAUUCAAAUGGAUUCAAUGGUUAAAUCAAUAAUAUUGGCAGGCAGUCUGACAACCAUUGACGUUAAUAUGUAGACAGAAACAGCUCAGGGGCUGCAUUCCGUGGAAGCUGGAUCCCGUGAUGCAGUUGCAAAUCAAGUUUCCGCGCCCGGGUUUAGUGAGCAUUCGCAUAGGACGGGCCUCAAGCAAAACACAGUUAAAAGCCAAAACAACCCGGAGCCGGCAACCACAAUCCAAGUCGCAUAAACCUGUAGUGUGGUCGGCAUAGGCAUCAACUUUCCGCUGUAGAGCUUUUGAGCCAGCCUCACUGCAGGAGCUCGGGGCAUGGAUCUGCUCUAGUCAGUUAAAUCCGCGUCAUGUACGAGUCAUAAAACACCCCGUU
Molecule: messenger RNA, 4976 nt
Organism: Blastomyces gilchristii SLH14081
Lineage: Eukaryota; Fungi; Ascomycota; Eurotiomycetes; Onygenales; Ajellomycetaceae
Exons: 4
Coding region: 609-3020 (803 amino acids)
Biological process (GO): nuclear-transcribed mRNA catabolic process, nonsense-mediated decay
Cellular component (GO): telomerase holoenzyme complex
Molecular function (GO): telomerase RNA binding; protein binding; telomeric repeat DNA binding
Source: RefSeq, a predicted model, not a curated record